UGGAAGUAAAAACACAACACACAAAAAGGCACUAAUAAUUAAAAGCAUCUCUCGUACACACUCCCUUCAUUGGCCACUCUCCAGUCUCCACUAGACACUAGUCCUCUUCUCCGGUGCCUCUGCUACUUCCUGCGCGCCGGAAACUCGGAAAGUGGACCCACUCACUUUACCACCUUCACGUUUUUUAUCAUUUCUCGGGCACUUCAUCCAAAUCUCUGCGCCCCACUUUUCCUUUACAGUGGGUAUCAAAUGUCAAUCUAACAUCUUCAGAUUAGAAAAGGGAUACUUUGUAUUUGAAGGAAAGAAAAGUGUUACCUGGAGCAUCGGAGAUUCAACAUGUGGAGGCUGGCAAUUUGUCUAGUUGUUAAUAUUGUGUUACUAUGCUGUUGGAGGGCAUUGGCAGAUACGGAGUAUGUGUUGUACAAGGAUCCAAAACAAUCACCUUCAGCUCGAGCAAAAGACCUUUUGGGCAGAAUGACUUUGGAAGAGAAGAUUGGUCAGAUGACUCAGAUAGAUCGAACAAUUGCCACUCCUGAAGUAAUGAAGACUUUCACUAUUGGGAGUGUGUUGAGUGGUGGUGGCAGUACACCUUUGCCACAAGCUACUGCUCAAGAUUGGAUGAAUAUGGUUGAUGGAUUUCAGAAAUCCGCCUUGACUAAUCGGCUUGGAAUACCUAUGAUUUAUGGAAUCGAUGCUGUGCAUGGACACAAUAAUGUGUAUAAUGCAACAAUAUUUCCACAUAAUGUUGGUCUUGGCGCAACCAGGGACCCUGACCUUGUGAAGAGGAUUGGUGCUGCAACAGCUCUUGAAGUUAGAGCCACCGGGAUUCCGUACACAUUUGCUCCUUGUAUAGCGGUUUGUAGAGAUCCAAGAUGGGGUCGCUGUUAUGAAAGUUACAGUGAAGAUCACACGAUUGUCCAGGAAAUGACAGAUAUCAUCUAUGGUUUACAAGGAGAACCUCCUGUAUCACACAAGGGCAUUCCUUACGUUGGUGGAAAGGACAAAGUUGCUGCUUGUGCAAAGCAUUUUGUUGCAGACGGAGGGACAACUGGAGGAACCAAUGAGAACAACACUUUGACUGACAUGCAUGGAUUGCUUAGCAUUCAUAUGCCUGCAUACUCUGACUCUAUUAUCAAAGGUGUAUCAACAGUCAUGGUUUCGUACUCCAGCUGGAAUGGAGUAAAGAUGCAUGCAAAUCGUGAUUUAGUCACUGGAUUUCUGAAAAAUACCCUAAAAUUCAAGGGUUUUGUUAUCUCAGACUGGCAAGGAAUUGACCGGAUUACUACACCGCCUGGUGCCAACUAUUCAUACUCAGUCUUGGCUGGAAUUCAAGCUGGCAUAGACAUGGUCAUGGUCCCUUACGAGUUUAAUGAGUUCAUAGAUGAUCUAACCCACCUUGUCAAAAACAAUGAAAUCCCUAUGGAGCGUAUUGAUGAUGCUGUAGCGAGAAUCUUGCUUGUCAAAUUCACAAUGGGUCUUUUUGAGAACCCUUUUGGUGAUCCCAGUCUAGCGAAUGAGCUGGGAAGUGAGCCCCACAGAGAUUUGGCAAGAGAAGCAGUGAGAAAAUCCCUUGUUCUACUGAAAAAUGGUAAACCCGGAGAAGCUCCAGUGCUUCCUCUUCCCAAACGAGCAUCAAAGGUACUAGUUGCUGGUGAGUAUGCUGAUAAUCUGGGUUAUCAAUGUGGAGGAUGGACAAUUAAUUGGCAAGGAUUCACUGACAACAAGUCCACAAGAGGAACCACCAUCCUUAGUGCCAUAAAAUCUGCUGUUGAUCCAAGCACUGAGCUGGUUUACCAGGGAAAUCCUACUGGUGACUUUGUCAAGUCCAACAACUUUGAUUAUGCUAUUGUUGUUGUCGGAGAGCCUCCUUAUGCAGAGACUGCUGGAGACAGUCAGAAUCUCACGUUGGCAGAUCCCGGCCCAACUGUAAUUAACAAUGUAUGUGGGGCUGUGCAGUGUGUUGUCAUAAUCAUAUCUGGCAGGCCUCUUGUUAUUGAGCCAUACAUGAAUACAAUUCAUGCCCUUGUGGCAGCAUGGUUGCCGGGGACAGAAGGUCAAGGAGUUGCUGAUGUUUUGUUUGGAGACCAUGAAUUCACCGGAACGUUGGCUAGAAAUUGGUUUAAAACUGUAGACCAACUCCCUAUGAACAAGGGAGAUCCACAUUAUGACCCUCUCUUUGACUUGAACUUUGGACUCAAAACAGUGUCACUCGUCACUAGAUCUGUAUCGGCUGCUGCUAGUGGAGGGUCAUGCAUUCUGAUGAUAACAGUUUCUCUAUUGAUGAGUUUAUAUAAACUUGCAUUGUGAACAUAGAGUUUCAGGAGAGAUUGGUUAGAUCUAUUUAAAUAUGUGGAACUAAUUAGAUAUGUUUAGUACAUUAUUUAUUCCCAAUUAUCUUGUUUAUUCUCAAUUUGAUUUGCUGACAUUAAAUUGUGUAUUUUUACCCCUUAUUCAGAUGCAGUUCUCGCAUCUUUCUUUUCAGUA
Messenger RNA from Spinacia oleracea (spinach), 2484 nucleotides. RefSeq lists its product as uncharacterized. Gene Ontology annotation, biological process: glucan catabolic process. Gene Ontology annotation, molecular function: beta-glucosidase activity. The transcript is spliced from 12 exons. Bases 337 to 2307 code for a protein of 656 amino acids. NCBI's taxonomy places the organism in Eukaryota, Viridiplantae, Streptophyta, Magnoliopsida, Caryophyllales, Amaranthaceae. The record is from RefSeq and is a predicted model, not a curated record.